This is a messenger RNA of Panonychus citri (citrus red mite), 1583 nucleotides long. RefSeq names its product heparan sulfate 2-O-sulfotransferase 1-like. Gene Ontology annotation, molecular function: heparan sulfate 2-sulfotransferase activity. The record is from RefSeq and is a predicted model, not a curated record. Gene Ontology annotation, cellular component: membrane. NCBI's taxonomy places the organism in Eukaryota, Metazoa, Arthropoda, Arachnida, Trombidiformes, Tetranychidae.
UUUCUUAAAUUGUUACAGUUUAUUAAUUCCUUCAAGUGUUACAACCUUAUUUUCUGAUUUCAUUGGAUCAAUUAUUCAUUUAGAAUCAUUUGAUUAUGAUGGAAUCAAUUGAAAUGAAAGACUUUAAUAGUCUUAAUAUUUCAUUGAUUAUGACCUUCCUUCAGUGUAAUAUUACUUAACUAUCGUUGAUUACUAAUCAAAUUAUCUCAUUACUUGUUUUCUUCUUGUUUUUUGUAAAUGUUUUUCUUUAAGUUUACGUAACUUCACAUUCUCUGUCAAUUUGAUCAUUUUAUCAAAUUUCUCUCAACCACAAUUAACUUGUAACAAUGACUUCUACUCCUAAUUCACGUUACCUUUUACUAUUUCUUGGUAUUCUUAUCGCCUUGAUCUAUUAUUUGGAAAAUUUAGAAGAUCGAAUUUCAAGUCUUGAGAGAAAAGCUCUUCUCUCUUCUUAUGUAAAUCGUCAAACCUUGGAUGAACCUUCACCAAUUUUAUCUCCAUCAUCAUCAGCUUCUUCCUCGCCAUCUCUAUCUUCACUGUCCACUCUUUCUGUGUCCAUUAUACAAGAAAACAAUCAACAUACUCAAGCAAUUGAUUCAAGUGAAGAUCGAAUCAUCAUCUACAAUCGAGUUCCCAAAACAGGGAGCACAAGCUUAAUGGGUAUAGCUUACGAUCUUUGUGGUUCAAAUAAAUUUAAUGUUAUUCAUUUGAAUACAACUAAAAAUAGUCACGUACUCUCAUUACCUGAUCAAGCGAAUUUUGUCCAAAAUUUAACCUCUUGGAAAGAAAGGAGACCAAUGAUUGUCCAUGGUCAUCUAUCGUUUCUCAAUUUUGGUCAAUUUGGUGUAAAAGAUAAACCAAUUUACAUUAAUAUGGUUCGUGAACCUUUGGAAAGACUCAUAUCUUAUUAUUAUUUCCUGCGAAAUGGUGAUGAUUUCCGACCUUAUCUGGUUCGUAAAAGACAAGGAAACAAGGUAACCUUUGACCAGUGUGUCGAAAGACAAGAGAAAGACUGUGAUCCCAACAAUAUGUGGCUUCAGAUUCCUUUUUUCUGUGGCCAUUCAAACGAUUGCUGGUCACCAGGUAAUAAAUGGGCUCUCGAAGAGGCGAAACGGAAUCUCAUUCAACAUUUCAUGGUGGUCGGUGUAACUGAGCAAAUGCAUAUGUUUCUGGCGGUUCUCGAAUACACUUUACCUAAAUUUUUCAAAGGUGCCUUACAUCUUUACGAGAAUGGUAACAAAUCUCACCUUCGCCGGACCAUAAAUAAAAUUGAACCUUCACCUGAGACCAUUGAAAUAAUCCGUCAAUCAAAAGUUUGGCAAAUGGAAAACGAUUUCUACACCUUUGCCUUGCAGCAAUUUAAUUUCAUCAAACAACGGACUCUCCUGGCUAAAGGUGAAUCAACUUUCACCUUCACUGGAAGACAGUUUUUCUUUGAAAAAAUUCGACCUCGUCAUUAAUUCAUCUUCUAUUUCCUAUCUUGAUGUACAUAAAAGUUUCCCCGAUGUAAUACAACUCAACUUUCCGGUUAUAAUCUCACUUCUUAUCAUCACCAUCAUCACUUAUAAAUAUCUUCAUCUUCA